CUUCUCAGCAGUUAAAGGGAAGUGGGCCCUUGCUUGCUCUCGAGUAUCCUCAGUAGUCUGCGUUCACAAAUGAAGAGGUGACAACAUGAAUGGCUCCAGCAUGCUGCCGAGCAAAGAGACAGAGGCCUGGGACGGAGGGAUGGCGGUGGCCUGCGUGAUCCUGGUUCUGUCCUUCCUGGUGGGAGCUCCUGGGAAUCUCCUGGUGAUCUGGACCAUCCUGAGGCACAUCGAGAAGCGCUCCCACACCGUGGUGCUCAUCCUCCACCUCGCGGUCGCUGACCUGCUGGUGCUGGUCACCCUGCCUUUGUGGAUCUACUCCCUGGCCCACUCCUGGGUUUUUGGGGAGGGCAUGUGCAAAGCCGUGGUCUACGUCAUAAACUCCUCCAUGUAUGGCAGCGUGUUCAUCAUCACGCUCAUGAGCGUGGAGCGGUUCGUGGCCAUCCGAUACCCCUUCGCCUCCAUCAGCUGGAGGAAGAAGGACCUCCUGACCAAGGUCCUGCUGGCCCUCUGGGCUCUGGCUUUCCUCUUCAGCGUUCCCGUGAUCCCGACGCAAGUGGUCGACGAGGUGGGGGAACGAGAGCAGUGCCUGUUCAGGGACUACUCCUCCGUCAGCCAGGAGGUGGUCUGCCUGCUGCUGGAGACCCUGAUGGGCUUCGUCGUGCCCUUCUCUGUGCUCGUGGUCUGCUACAGCUGCGUGUGUAGCCGCAUUGCCCGGAUGACCUUCAAGGCCAAGCAGAAAUCCACGCUCCUGAUCACCAGCGUGGUGGCCGUCUUCGGCCUGUGCUGGACGCCUCACCAUGUGGGAAACGCGCUCUCGCUCGUGGCCAUGGCCAUCCAGGAGUGGCACCCCAGCGCGUCCAAGAGUCUGGAGGAAGCCAGAGGCACCAUGGCGUUGAUUGCGGGGGCCAUGGCGUUCAUCAGCAGCACCGCCAACCCUCUCCUUUACCUGUGUGCCGCACGCUCUUUCAGGAGCUCGCUGCGUGACACCGGCAUGCGGAAACUCUUUCGGCAUAUUUCCAGCUCGGCUACGGGCGAGAGGAAUAAAGAGUUGUCCUUCGUGUCGAAGAGGCAAAGCAGCACGCAACAGGAGUGUACUUUGUGCAGCUCAGAUUCAAAAAUACAGGCUACGGACACACAGGAUACAGACGCAGUUCAGCUGAACCUAUAUGAACAGAUUAUCCUCUAAAGUUUUAUCGAGGCAUUUGCCAUGAAUCAUUUGAAAGGUAUGUUGUUUGUCAUCCACUUCUAGAUCUAGAUAAUGCAUCUAGAUUGUUUAUGUAACCUCAAAUUCACUUAAUACAGAUUUAUGCUUUGAAAUGUAUACAUUUUUGGAAAAUGUGACUCUUGAACGUUCCUUUGCCUUUCAUAACUGUUGAUCUGGGAGGAAACUGGGAGGAAGCCUGAGUCUCGGGCUGCUUAUCCAAGAGAGUGGUUGCUUAACCGGGUUUAUUUUAGAUCUUGCUGACAUGGUAAGAUAGAGUUUCACACUCUGCUCUGGAUUGAUUAUGAUGACAGGGAUCUUUCUGUGCUAAAAUCACUUUUAAAAUGAGGCUGAGCACCUGCUGUGCAACAGAAUCUUUCAACAAUUAACACAGUUGGCUCAGUCACAGAUUUUUAUAUUCAUGUAUAGAUGUUGUCUUGACAGUUGUAUUACACUGUAUGAUAGUAUAGCGGUAUGAUACAGCAUGAAUCUUCAGACUGAUUUAUUGUGAAAUAAAUGUCUCAGACAGCUUAGUCUGCCUCACUGUUCAUACGCCAAGCUACUAAUUCCUUGGUCCACAGUUUCUACUUCCUGUUUUGUGAAUUGCAACAUAAGGGGGUUUCAAAAUCUGCUUAAAGGUUUGUAUCAGAGAUAAUGGAGAAUAGUUAUGUUUGUUUUUACCAAAUUCUAAUAAUGUCAUUAAUGUCAUAAUGUUGACUGGAAACUCAAUGAAGGUGCCAUUUCUGUAAACAUACUUUUGUAUAGUUCAUAUAUCUUAUAAUGUUUAGUUUUAUUGCCUCAUGCAUGAACUUUAUAAAUAUAUAAUCUGUAUCUAUUCUCUAUGCCCAAUACAAUAAAAUCUAUAUAUAAAUGCA
Molecule: messenger RNA, 2076 nt
Organism: Conger conger (European conger)
Lineage: Eukaryota; Metazoa; Chordata; Actinopteri; Anguilliformes; Congridae
Exons: 1
Coding region: 86-1186 (366 amino acids)
Biological process (GO): G protein-coupled receptor signaling pathway
Cellular component (GO): membrane
Molecular function (GO): G protein-coupled receptor activity
Source: RefSeq, a predicted model, not a curated record